Thlaspi arvense is the source of this 2402-nucleotide messenger RNA. The record is from the annotation of a GenBank genome assembly. NCBI's taxonomy places the organism in Eukaryota, Viridiplantae, Streptophyta, Magnoliopsida, Brassicales, Brassicaceae.
CCGCCGUAUUGGGAUCGGAUAUAGGAUUAGUUUAUUGGACCUGGGCCUGGCCUAAUAAAUAAAUAAAUAAAUAAAGUAGUUGACAUAUAUAUUUCUCCUCCUUGACACACAUUUUUUUGUUGCUUUCUUCUCCGACUCCAAACCCUAAUUCGUUUUUCUAUAUGUGCGCCUGAUGAUUAUCCGUGAAGCAAAAUUUCCGGGCAAAUCUGAGGUAGAAGGAAACGAAUCACCCUAAAUCUUUCAUUUGACUUACUGAAUUCUCUCUUCUCCUUCGAAUUUCGAUUGGAUUUACCGUUAAUCUGGAAAACAAAAAAUUUGUUCGAAAUGCCGAUGACCUCGAUGAAUCACAUAAUUUAUCUUAGUUCAGACGAGGAGGAUGCUAAAGUAGUCGACUGCACUGCUUGGUUAGACGGAGUUCUGGAAACCUCCGACGAGAAACCCAAGGGCACUGGGCAUCGGAAAUCAAAUUCGUCGAACCCAGAUGAAGACGGCGACGACGAUUGCGUGGUUCUAGACGGUGAUCCUUACAAGACGACGGAAAAUGAGUCUGCAUUUGACACGUGUGAAGCCGAUGAUGAAAUCCUUGUAGUAGGGCAAAAGGGUGAGAUUGCUUGUAGAGACUUUCCUCAUCCGCGACAUGCCUGCGCUAAGUACCCGUUCAACUCCAUAUCACACGAGAAGUACUGUGACAUGUGUCACUGUUAUGUUUGUGACAUCCGUGCUCCGUGUCCUUUCUGGAGCUACGGUAACUCCAGCCUUGCUCACUGUCAUGCCAAUGAUAAAGAACAGAUAUGGAAGAACCAUCGUGAAUGCGUCAGGACCGGAGAGAUCCAUCCACGGCCUGCUUCGAACGUAGGCCAAAUGCAACAGAUUUCACAGUCUCAGUCUAUACGAUCGUCUCAAAACACUCUGUAUUCCCCUGCAACCCAGUUUGGUUUCCGGGCUUGCUCGGCAUCUACUACGGUUGCGACUCGGCCACACACAUACACCGGAACCGAGCAAUCAACAGCCUUUCCGCAGAACCCCUGGUUACCGUCUCUUCCUGGCCAGUUAUCUCAGAGUCACAGAGGCGGCUCUUACAAUGGUUACGCAAGUCCCCAAGUGGUCUCCUCCAACUCAUUCACAUGGACUCAGAGACCAAGCAGAGGCGCUAAUCUUCCCGGAAAUGGUGUACAUAACGUCGCACCAGUCUCACAAUAUACCGGUUACGCUCCUCCUGCUGCUUCUUUACAACAAGUCAAUUCACGGCGGAACGUUACUGGUCAUAUCUCAACCGUGCCAGAAUCUGAGAGCAAAGUCUACGGUAGACAUUUAAACCGGAAUAUGUAUACUGGUAUCUCGCAGACAAGUGCAGUUCCGUCUGAGAAUCUUAAUCCUCCGGCGAAUCAGCUACAACCAGGAAAAAGUAACGCGAAAGUACUGUCGGAGAUUGAAGACUGGCUCAUGGACAGUUCGACCUCGACCGAUCCGGUUUGUCCCUUGACUGGUCAAGCCAAUUCUUCGUCACUGCGAUUCGAUUUCGAAAGCUUCUUUCAAUGAUUGGAACAUUUAGGAUAGUCUUUUGAUUUUUCUGACUUAAUUGUAGAAUUAGGCUCUGUACAGAGUAGUAUCAGCCAAGAGCUUUUGGUUAGGACGUUAAGUCUGCAGAAACAUUUCGAUAUCAGUCUCUUUUUUUUUUACUCUGAUUUAGAUUAAUCAUUUCUAAAAAUUCGUUUCAUGAUACAAAGUAUUGUUCUGAUUUGUAAAAUCUUAUAAUGAUGUAAUAUAUUGUGUCAAUUGGCUAAAUAGCCUAAUUUUGACCGUUUUCAGAUAGUGUGCAAUGACCUAACUAUCCUCUUGUGAUGGGCAGUUGAUACCCUGCGGAAGGGAGAGAGAGAGAACGGUGCGAAGGAGAGAGAAAGAGAGUUCCGGCACGAGGAAGAGAGUGUUUUGGCGAGAAAGAGAUGGAGAGAGACGGCGAGAGGGAGCUAGAUUUUCGGCGGCGGAGAGCCGGAGAAAGGGAGACAUAUCUUCGGCGACGAAGAUCCGGCGAGAGGAGGAGAGAGGACCGAUCGUCGGAGAGAGAUAGAGAUCGGCCACGGAGAAACCUUGCCGAGAGAGAGUAGAGAGAGAGUGGAGAGGGCUAUAUCGUAAUUACUAUAGGUUCUACACUUCAGUAUAACUUUUGAUGCAAAUACUGAAAUCGUUAGGGUCAUUUAGUAUAGUUAAUACAUUUGUGAUUCUUUUACGAGGCAGUGAUAAAUUAGCUGGUUAUUGUCCAAGUAUACUAACAAAGGUAAAAAUAGAUUCCUGUCAUUUCUUUUUUCUACUAUAUAUACUCAGAUAAAGUAUCUUUUAUUUCUCAUUUUCCCUAAUAAUUUUAACUUUUCUGUAAAAUAAUUUUAUAUUUGAUUCUAUUUCUA